Prunus dulcis (almond) is the source of this 1098-nucleotide messenger RNA. Its product is annotated as light-harvesting complex-like protein 3 isotype 1, chloroplastic. The record is from RefSeq and is a predicted model, not a curated record. Bases 296 to 928 code for a protein of 210 amino acids. The transcript has 2 exons. NCBI's taxonomy places the organism in Eukaryota, Viridiplantae, Streptophyta, Magnoliopsida, Rosales, Rosaceae.
GUCUAGGGUGAUUUAAACUAUAAAGAUUCAGUGAAAAAUGCAUAUUAAAUUUCUUGCUAGCAAUUUUUACCAAUUCUUUGAAAAAAUGUAAGUGGUUAAAGCAGAUACAGUAAAGAGUUUGCCCAUAACUUCACUGACAAAAAUAAGGAAGGGAAGAUAAGCUUCAAAUUCCCAAGCAUGGGCUUCCUCCCUACUUUCUAUCUAUAAGAUCAUUUUGAAAAAAAAAAAAAAAGAACAAGAAACUGAAGCACCAAACUAGCAAGAACAAAGGAGGAGAGCUACCUUAAGAUAAGGCAUGGCUUCCUUGGCCAUUUCUGCUUCAUUGCAAACAGUUUGCAGCUCACAUCAAGCCACUAAGAAACAACAGCCCAAAUCCAGACCAGCUGCUCGCUCUUUGGGGACAAAAGAGGCCACCCAUCAUGUUGUUGCGCUGGAUGUGAAAGCUCAAAAUGGUUUAAACAUAGAGAAGCAAGAGAAGUCUGCUUUACGCAUCGAUAGGCCUGAGGCCGAGGAUGCUGCAGACUACAAAUCACAGCAUGGUUUGGGUACAGAAUUGCCUGUUGUGGAGUUCAACGACGAGCGGUGGAAGAAUGGGACGUGGGAUCUAAAUAUGUUUUCCAAGGAUGGCAAGUUGGACUGGGAUGGCAUCAUUCUAGCAGGUCGAGCGGCAAUGGUUGGGUUCUUCAUGGCAUAUGUUGUAGAUGCUUUGACAGGGCUCGGUGUUGUAGGACAAACUGGCAACUUCAUAAGCAAGGCAGGGUUCUUUGUGGCAGUCAUUGCUAUAAUAUUCAUCAGGCGAACCCAAGAUUUUGAGAACUUAAAGAAGCUAGCGGAUGAAGCUACUUUCUAUGACAAACAAUGGCAAGCUUCGUGGAUAGAUCGAAAUGCAACAAGUGGCUCUUUAGAUCAAACUGGAAAGAAAAUUUAAGCCUGCCUUCCAAGAGAAAUUGUAUUUAUCUUGCUAGUAGGACCACAGAAUGGUUUGUUAAUCUCUAUUAUUAAAUUACAAUGACAUAAUCUAAAUAUUUUGUUUGACCUAGAUUUUUGUUCUCAACUCCAGUGCUGGUCAAUGAUCAAUCCAUAAACCAUUCUAAUUUA